UUGAAAAGGAAUAUAAUUGAAGAAAAAAAAUGUUCUGAAUUUUUGCUGAAAAGUUUAACACAAAAGGGAAUUAUGGAGAUUUAAGAGGAACGUUAAAUACCUAUAUAAAGAUAUUUUUAGAGCUUUUUCUCACCUCAAUCGUAUUUUGUACCUAUGUAGCUUUAGAUACUGAAUGUACAGAGAUAAAGGCGAUGGUAAAGAAAAAAAAAUUCCGCGUGAAGGUAAAAAAUUUGUUGGAAUUUUCAAUCGUUAUGCAAUUCCAUUGACAAUUUUUUCCGCGUGUACAGUGUAGUCGGUGAUUGGUGAUGAAAAAGCCUCUCAUUGUUGUCUUUUUUGUGUACCUGUGGUGUCUCCACACAGCUUACGCGAGUGGUGUCCAAUGGCGCGGAAAUAUUCUCUGUCUUAUGGGUGUUCCCUCACCUAGUCAUCAUAUUUGGAAUCGCUCUCUCAUGCAGGAGCUCAUGCAACGUGGCUACAACCUCACCGUUCUCACUGUUGAAAUUGAAGAAUCCCAACCCAAUUUACACUUUAUCACCAUGGAAAAUGUCUACGAAGAUGUACAGCUGGAAUGGAAUGCAGGAAGAAAUAGCGAUGGAGUAGAUUUGGAGAUUAAGAAUCCUUGGAGCAUUGUGGUUGAAUCUUAUGAUUUCUAUCAUUUUGUUUCGCAAAAACUAACAUCAACUCAAGGGUUUCAACAGCUACUGGACUAUCCGGAUAAUUUUAAAUUUUCCGCCAUCAUUCAUGAUUUCUCCCUGGGUCAAGUAAUGUUAGGUUUUGUGAAGAAAUUCAAUAAUCCCCCGCUGAUCAGUGUGAGUCCCUUUGGUGCACCACCAAACACAUGGGCAGUGGCUGGAGAGUCUCUUUUAGCGCCCUUUUCUCCGCAUUUUUCAACUGGAUUCCCAGCUGAGAUGAACUUUUGGGAGAAAAUGGCGAAUCUGGGUGUACAUUUGUGGGACUGGAUGUAUAGGAAAGUAAUUUUUAUGCCGCGCGAAACUCACCUGGCUAGAAGAUAUUUUCCCGGAGUUAAUUUGGAAGUCAUUGAGCAGGAAUCAAGGGUAAUUCUCAUUAAUAGAGAACCUCUCUUGGAUGCUGGAAUACCCCUUCCAGCUCAUGUGGUGAAUGUGGGAGGUCUCCAUGUGGACAGAGAAGGUUGGCUACCACAUGAAAUUGAAAGAGUUCUCUCCUCGCCAAGGCCUACAAUUUUAUUUGCUUUGGGCAGUAACAUGAGAAGUGAUCUACUAGGUGAGGAAAUUCUUUCAAAAUUCAUUAAAGUUUUCCAAAAGCUCAGCAAUUUUACCUUCAUAUGGAAGUAUGAGGGAAGAAGACCAUCAAAUUGGCCCAGAAAUAUCAUAACAAUCGAUUGGUUGGAUCAAAAUAAAGUUCUCGAACAUCCCAAUUUGGCGCUUUUCAUCACCCACGGUGGACUUCUUAGUGUGCAAGAAGCUGCCUGGUAUGGAGUACCUAUUCUCGGGAUACCUCUCUUUAUGGAUCAACAUACAAAUAUUGCCAAAGCUGUCUCUCGUGGUCUUGGUCUUGAUUUAAAUAUUAACUCCUUUACAGUUGAUGAGCUUGAGUGGAAAAUUCUCCAAAUUGUGGAAAAGAAGCAUUUCAGGGAGACUGCUGGGAAUAUAUCAAAAGCAUGGCAACUACAGGGAUCACCACGCUCAAAAGCACUCUCAUGGAUUGAAAUUAUUGCUGAGUAUGACAAGUUGAGUUAUCAAUUGAAAAAUCAAAUGAAUUUUUGGGAAAUUUUAUUACCUUCUACUCUAUGUCUUUUAGUGAUUACUCUCGUACUCCUUAAAAUCUUUAUUUGUUUAAUUUCCAAUUUAAAGAGCAAUAAGUUCCAUCAGAGGAAGAAACUUAAGAAAAAAUAAAUUAUUUUAUGGUUUAAAUAAA
Lutzomyia longipalpis is the source of this 1896-nucleotide messenger RNA. Its product is annotated as UDP-glycosyltransferase UGT5-like. The transcript is spliced from 2 exons. NCBI's taxonomy places the organism in Eukaryota, Metazoa, Arthropoda, Insecta, Diptera, Psychodidae. Gene Ontology annotation, molecular function: UDP-glycosyltransferase activity. Bases 306 to 1874 code for a protein of 522 amino acids. The record is from RefSeq and is a predicted model, not a curated record.